Molecule: messenger RNA, 4085 nt
Organism: Cotesia glomerata
Lineage: Eukaryota; Metazoa; Arthropoda; Insecta; Hymenoptera; Braconidae
Product: Krueppel-like factor 3
Exons: 8
Coding region: 2462-3424 (320 amino acids)
Biological process (GO): regulation of transcription by RNA polymerase II
Molecular function (GO): DNA-binding transcription factor activity, RNA polymerase II-specific; RNA polymerase II cis-regulatory region sequence-specific DNA binding
Source: RefSeq, a predicted model, not a curated record
AACCCGUGGCUGUUACAACUCGGUUUUCAGCAAGCCAGUGUACGCCCGGCUGCCGACACGAGCGGAAGGUGCAUAUGUCCUUUCUAUUUAAAAACAUUCCCAGUACGCUUAUAAACACUCCAACCUGCUCGUCGUUGUCAUUUAUAUUUUAAUUAUUAUUUUUUUUAGUAAUAGUUAGUUACUAGUGUCACCAAGAACAGUUUUGUUUAAAUAGAAAAGGGUGUCAAUUUUUUUUUUAAAUUUCAAUUAAAAACAAAUCAGGCUUGUCAUUACCUGAAAUGAAUAAUUCGGAGGAUUUACAUUGUAUUACGUGAGCAUUAUUGUUAUUGCUACUGAGACGCGUGUCUUGUGAUUUAAUUGUCAAGAGUGAGAUUUAAUGAACGUGGGCUUAAUAAUAUUGAUAAGAUAAAAAUAAUUAAAAUUGUAAAUAUUUAAAAAUAAUUGUGAUCGUUUUAACACCGUCGUUACAUAAUGGUCCUUUUAAUUUGGCACCCUGGAGCGCGAACCGUCCACCGGUUGGCAUAGGACCGCGUGGCGAUCAGCUGAUCGCUAGUCAACCUUAGCUUAUUCUGCAAGCGCUGCUCCAAUUUGUCCGACACAAAACACACACUGUCAGUUUACCACGUGAGAGUAUUUAGAGUGUCUACUAGGUCACAUACCAAUUUUCAAUUCUAUAAAUAGAUAAAUAGACCGGGUAUAGCAACUCCAAUUGCUAAUUGUUAAUUACUGGACAUUAAAAUAGAGACAAACUUUAUGGGCAGAGUUGAUGACAUUGUGAGUGCUUACGGAGAUUUAAACUCAAUAAUUAAAUUACAAAACACUCUUGUUGGUAAUUAAAAAAUUACAAUUAAUAGUGUAAAGUUUAUUGUUAUUGAUAUAUUAAUUAUUAAAUUUUAAUUGUAGAUAUGAAAAUGAUCUGCCGACACAUAUGACAAUUAAGCGUAAUCAAUUUGCGUCGUCUGCGUCGCACGUGAUCGCGAGUGAGUGACCUCUGAAUUUAUCAAGUGGAGAAUUUCAUCGGGCUGUUGAGAGUUCAUCGAUCGCUCUCUACUCACUCAUUCACUUGUCAUCUUUUUAUUUUCUCUCUCUGUUUAUUCAAAUACAUUACACAUUAUUUUAACAUUCUCUCACUCUCACUCUCUUGAAAAACACCGCUGUGCCCUCCCCAAGUAAUAUAAUUUUUUAGCCAGUCUGUCUGUCUAUAUUUUUAGCUCGGCUUAUCGCGCCCGCAGCUUUGCUAAUCCGGAAAUGUAUUUGCCGCGCGAGACAAUCCGAAUCUCACUAACUUUCGGUCAUUGAAUUGUUAUUUAUCGGUAAUGUAUUUUAAAAAUCCCGAAAUUGAAUUACUGAUGAUAAAAUGCAAAAGAACUAUCGAUUAUCGGACUAUUGCAAAAGUUCUAUGACAAAGCCUUAAUUCUUUUUGUUUUUUAUUAUUUUUUACUGAUAAUUAGUAGUAUUGUAAUUAUUAUUGAUAUAAUAAUAAUAAUAAUUAUUUAUUCAAGCAUUUUAUUCAAUGACAAUUAUUGCUCCGAUUACGUUAAACGUGACUGAAACCCGCCAAGACAUUUUUAAAACCCGCGUGUGUCACUUUGUAAAGACAAUUUUUAUUGUGGAAUUAAACUUUGGUGUUAAAUUAUAUAAGUAAUAAGUAAUAUAUAAUCGUGCUAAUAAUUGUGGUUUUAAAUGUCCGUGAAAAUAUAAUAAAGUGCCUCGAACGUGGUCCUAUUGCUGUGAUAAACUCAAGUUUAUUUUAUCAUACGCACUCAUAAGUGAAGCAAUACUGUGAUAGGAGUUGUACGUUGACGAGGAUUCGAGUGUCAAGCUGGUGAAUUAGUUUGACAGGUCACGGAGCUACGUCUGUUUCAAGCCCAAUUUGAAUAUCAAUAAUUAAAUGGGCCAGUAUUUAUGCCAGUAUGCCAAUACCUACAAGUUGCCAGUACUAAGUAGCCCGUAAUAAACCAAUCAGAUUUAAAUUGCUGCAAUAAACACUAAUCUAAAUAAUUAAUCGCUAAGUGAAGCAUCUACUGCAAAUAUCACUCUAAUAAUAAUUCAUUAAACCUCAACAAUAUCAACAUAUCUUAUAGCCAAUAAAAAUAAAAAUAAUAAUUAAUUUUAAAAUCACGAUUACAAUCGCUAUCGGGUUUUUCGAUCGCGAUUACUUGUCUGCUAUUUUUACUCGUAUCACGAGGGUUAAUAUCUGAGUAGUGGACACCUAGCCUGCGUGAGUGUAACGAACCCGGUGAAUUCGCGUGGCUCAGUGUACUCAUACAAGGAAACGAACCGGUGAAUAAUAGAAACUCGGUUUACGAGCACUCGUAUUGAAGAACUAUAAAUAAAUAAAGUGAUAUAAAAAAAUAGUGAAGAAAAAGGGUAACAAAAUACAGUACUGUACUCAAGACACGCAAGCCGGUGGCUGGAAACGCUGACUUACAUCGGGAACGCCAACCUGCAAUCAAGGUUCAUGGUUUUCAUGGUGAGUGGUUUCAAAGAGUCCCCAGUUGGCAAAUUGGAGGAGAACGAGCUCUCGAGCAAGCGGUGGGCCAGUGCGCCCCGCCGCCCAGACAGCCCCUGCGUUCUGGGGGCUCCAACGUCUAGGGAGGCAGCGGGACCGCCAGUGCAGCUUGAACCAGUGGACCUGUCGGUGAAGACUCCGGUGGUUCUGCAGGUGCCUCGUUACAGUCCAGCGGCAGCAUUAAUUACCGGAGCGGCCAGGAGGAUUCCAUCGCCGUCGACAACACCCACACCGCUGCCGAUCUGCCCGUCUACUGUGUCACCGGCAUUACCACUAGUGGACAUUGUAAGAGAACGCGAGCAGGAACGAGACCGGAAGAGGCAGGAACCGAGAGACGUGACCAGAAAUAAAGAACGAGAGCGAGAACACCGAGAACGAGAUCGAGAGCACCGCGAGAGACAACGGGACCGCGAGAGGCAGCGGGAGAGAGAAGUAUCAGUCUGUGGUAUUGAACCACCUGAUCCUGUUUUCGUAUCAUCCUCGGCGGCCCUCCUUGCGUUACAAAGGAUAAAGGAGGCUUCGCUUGUAUUUCACAAACGACCGGCACUGACGCCUGGGAUUGGCCUCACCGGCAGAGGUAACAGCGGAGUUGCUGGACACGGUGGUAGCCACAAUAACGUCGACAGUGACUGCGGGGAUGCCCUCAAGCGACGCAAAGUUCACCGAUGUGAUGUCGCGGGAUGCGACAAAGUCUACACCAAGAGCUCCCACCUCAAGGCACACAAGCGAACGCACACUGGAGAAAAACCAUAUCAGUGUACGUGGGAAGGAUGUACGUGGAAAUUCGCCCGCUCGGACGAGCUGACGCGUCACUAUCGCAAGCACACCGGCCAAAAACCAUUCAAGUGCCAUCUUUGUCAGCGGUCGUUUUCGCGAAGCGAUCACUUGUCACUGCACAUGAAGAGGCACUGACAGAUAUAAGCGCCAACAUUCAAUCUAAUCCGGAUUUUAUUCGUAAUAUAAAUAAGCGAAUAAAACUGAAAUCCUAGAUAAUGAUAAAGAUAAUGAUGAAGAUAGAUAAGAAAGACCAAUACAAGUUGACGAUUUAACUACAUACAUUCGGGACCUGAACAACCCUUUCCCUCGAGGUGCGCGAUUUUCGCGUGGGACUGCGGGCCAACGUAACGUUUUUUCACUAGAUAUUAAUCUAUUUAACAAAGUAUAAUAAAUAACUAAAGUUAAAUGUUUGCUGACAACGUCCUGACAUUUUAAGUUCAAGGACGUGCAAUUAGUUUCAAUUUUAAUAUAUCUUAUAAUAAUUAUUAUGAUUAUUUUUAUUAUUAUUGCUAAUAAUAAUUUGAUUAUUUUAUUAAUGAAUUUUUAAGGCCAGCUCAACUAGUCUAGAGCAAUUGUUGAUUUACUAUUUUAUCAGUAAUAAAAGGAGCCAGUAAAAGUAUCAUAAUUAAAUUUAUGUUUAUAUUAAUUGUAAGGCUAGAGUAGAUAAUUGUCGAAGUAAUUAAUCAAUUAAAUAAUUAGAGAGUUUAUUAAAGAGAAAAUGACAACUCCUUUGAUGGAGCUUGGGACUUAGCAUGCUCAGUUAAAUAAAUACAAUCGUGAUUGUGAAUAAUUAAUU